This is a messenger RNA of Trichoderma citrinoviride, 1500 nucleotides long. Its product is annotated as cytochrome P450. Lineage: Eukaryota; Fungi; Ascomycota; Sordariomycetes; Hypocreales; Hypocreaceae. Gene Ontology annotation, molecular function: heme binding; monooxygenase activity; iron ion binding. The record is from RefSeq and is a predicted model, not a curated record. Bases 1 to 1500 code for a protein of 499 amino acids. The transcript is spliced from 3 exons.
AUGGACGCAGUAGACUGGUCGUCGAUCCAGAACAGCCUCACCCCUACAAGGGUGGCCCUAGCUGGUGUUUUCGUCGUUUUUAUCCUUCCGCGCAUCUUUGGUUUUCUGAAAGCAUUCUUCUCACCCAUUCAGAAAAUUCCUGGCCCGUUUCUCAACAAGGUCACAUCAUGGCCAUUUACUUUGUCAGUUCUGAGGGGAGCAAGCCAUCACUUCACAGAUAGGCUGCACGAGAAAUAUGGCCCCAUCGUCGUGUUAGCACCGGACAUGAUCUCCGUUUCUGACCAUGCUGAGGUGAAGCGCAUCAUCCAGACGCAAGACUGGCAUAAGUCAGAGGCCGUCUAUGGCAACUUCAGACAAGAUCCUGAGCGUCCGACGCUGAUUGCCUUUACCGACAAAUCGGCUUACUCGGUGCGGAAGCGCAUGAUUUCAUCCAUGUUUGGCAUGCGCUACAUCCGCAGCAUGCAGCCGCUCAUGCUGGAAUGCAUCAGCGCAGCUGUUGACAAGCUUGAUGCGCUUUGUGGAGGAGACCAACCGGCUGAAGUGGACAUGCAACAUCUCAUACAGAGCUUGGCUGUCGACAUCAUUGGCGUCACAACGUUUGGCCAGAGCUUCAAAGUCGUGCAAAACGGGUCGCACCCUCUGCCAGACCAGAUCAAGAAGGCGCUGAAGCUGGCUGGAGUGCUGAUGCUUGUGCCCUGGAUUCGAAAGAUCCCUUUCUUGCCGGCUCGUGAUCCCUAUGUCGACAAGUUUACGUCCGAUGCCGUGGAGAACCGAAGGGCAAUCCUCAAGACGAGCAACAAGCAGGAUCUGCUGCAGAAGCUCGUAGAAGCUGGCGAUGAUGCUAAAGGCUCCACCUUCCGCCGCUCAGACAUUCAAGACGAGGCCGUUAUUUUGCUGACUGCGGGCAGCGAAACCACGGCCAACGCAGAGAUCUUCACGCUCAUCAUGCUGACGAAGCACAAAGACAAAAUGGCCAAGCUUGUGGCAGAGGUGGACGAGUGGUAUCCGCCUUCAGAUCCCGACAAGAUCGUCGACUGCGAGUACAGCUUUACUGGAAUGACCUACCUUCAAGCCUGCAUUGAUGAAACGAUGCGUCUCGUGCCCGGCCAAGCAACGGGUAGCCCCCGAGAGUGUCUGAAGGAAGAAAAGGUUUUGGGCUACAGUAUCCCCAAGGGAACAACAGUCUUCCCAUCCACCCAGAACGUCCACAUGGACGAAAAAGUCUGGCCUCACGCGACGGAAUUUCUGCCGGAGCGCUGGCUGGACAUUUACGCAAAAGGGAAGACGAACGAAGUUCCCUUUUGGCCCUUUUCCGCCGGCAGCCGCGUGUGUAUCGGAAAGCAUUUCGCGCUGCAAGAGAUGCAUUUGACGCUAGUUAGCCUCUUCCGGCGCUUCGAGUUCGAGUAUGUUCCUGGGCAGGAUGAGACCACAGUGUUUCGGGUUGCGCAGCAGCUUGAAGCUCCGCGAUACAUGAUCAAGGUGAAGCGCCGCAGCUUCUAA